AAACGUGUUCGAGAGAUAUGGAAAUCCAAACGUACAACGAACAAACCCAUCACUCGUCCUUCCUUCCUUCUUUCUUUCCUUUUUCUUUUAACUUGCAUGGUUUUUCAAUUUUCGUAUAUUUUUGCAACCAAAUUCAGCGAAGUGAAAAAAACACAAGUUGGACGUUAGUAAAAUUACACAAUGGGUGAGAACGCGUUGAGUUUUACUUAACAUACAUAUAUACAUACAUAUAUACACGGCUUCGUUUACGAUCGAACGGUUGCUCGAAAUUGAGACGUUAGCCGCGCGAUCGUUCUUUCGUUAGCCCUGUUUCACGUUUGAAUGGAACUGACGCGAGAGGCCAGCUAAAGGAGGAAUCUCGGAGACAAGAACAAGUUGGAAAAGUCAGAUGUAAAUCGCGGGAGAUAAAUCCGUCGCGUUGCGUCUCGCGCAGGUGCGAUAACGCACGAUACGCCAAUUACGCGAUAACGCUGGUAAAUAUGCAUAUAUAUGCCUUCCUUACGAGCGACAAUAAUUCUUUCUUUCUCGCUUUUAUGUCGUAAGGAGCAGCAACCAUUCAAUUGCGAAAUCGUUACACGGUGCAGGAGAAUCGCGCGUCCAAACGCGGAAGAUCCAACCAGAACGUUCUCGAUACGUAUCGAAACUCUACUUCGAAAUGAUUCUCUGGCUAGUGAUACUCUGUACGUGGCACUGCGCCGGUGAAAAGUUAUCACCGGACCAAAAGGCACCUCCGUUCGCUCGUGGUUCCGGUGGCCUCGCCUUGAAUACACCGUUCGAGGACAACAAAGCAAGGAAUCGUCCGAUAUCGAGCGCGAAAGCACCGGCGGCGAACGCACUGGUGGACGGCGUGCAAAGAGAAGAAACGGAAAUGUUGAAAUUGGUGAACGGUGAGCUAGUACGAACUGUAAAAGGAAGCUUCUCUUACAAAAGUCCUGAAGGCCUUCCCAUCUCUGUCAAGUACGAGGCCGACGAGAACGGAAAUAGAGCCAGCUUUAAAUUCGGUACAGGUGAGUUAUCGUCUUCUUCCGGCCAAACUUCCGCAUCGGGAAAUCAAGGCGGACGUGGUGGUGGCGAUAGUCGAAACGAUCAAAAGUCGAAGGUACAAUCUUCUAAAUCUGACUAUCCACCACCGAAAGAUGUCGACAGAAGUUAUUUACCACCGCAAUAGAAAACCAUUGCGACUUCUUCCGACCUGCAGACCUUGCAGAUAACAUGACCCGACAUUUCGGCAAAAAUAUUUCUCGUUGAUCUUGUAAUUGACAAGGUACGUUCUUCUCUGACUCUUUCUUAUCGUGAUCUCUCGCGUGAAAAUUCUACCGUGUUAUCGUUGUUGCGUGUUUUUACGUAUCGCUCGAUGUAGACAACGCAGACGUUUUUAAAACAGUUUAGUAGACUCAAACUCGAUUUGAACUGGACCACUGGAGCAAAGUACGUAACAAAAUAGAACAUAUCAAACUUUUAUAAACUAAGAAAUAAAAUAUAUUUCCUUCA
Frieseomelitta varia is the source of this 1491-nucleotide messenger RNA. RefSeq lists its product as uncharacterized. Lineage: Eukaryota; Metazoa; Arthropoda; Insecta; Hymenoptera; Apidae. Bases 656 to 1168 code for a protein of 170 amino acids. The record is from RefSeq and is a predicted model, not a curated record. The transcript has 3 exons.